AUGCACAGCACGCUGCCCCAGCCUUUAAAGAGAACACAGGCAUCCGUGUCGGAACAGCAUGGCCUGCUGCAGCCUCGCUUACUAAGCGAAAUGGAAGCUAAGCAGCAUUCGAUCAAGAGUCUCAAGAGCUAUCCGGAGGCGGGCGGCCGGAGCUUGGCAGCGGCUGCGGGUGGGGACGUCGGCAGCGGCGGCGGGGGAGGUUACCGUGUCGGCAGCGCGGAAAUGGAGAUGGAGGCUAAGAUACAGAAAGCAAUUGACUUCAAAUUGGAGGGCCACCGCUGUUACAAAGAGAAAAAAUUCCGGGAAGCUAUCGGAAAAUAUCACAGGGCUUUGCUGCAGCUCAAAGGGAUUCACGUUGCCGAUGGGACCACGGGAUCCGAGGUGAACCUCCUGAACCAAGCCGCUGCUAAGCUGACAGAGGAGCAGCGGCGAGCUGUGGAGAGCACGGAGAUCGAAUGCUACGACAGCCUGACAGCAUGCCUGCUGCAAUCAGAGCUGGUGAACUAUGAGAGGGUAAAGGAGUACUGUCUAAAAGUACUGGGUCACCAGCAGGACCAUUUUAAGGCCAUGUACCGCGCCGGAAUCGCCUUCUAUCACCUGGGAGACUACGAGUGUGCCCUGCGCUACCUGCGUGACGCCAAGUGCCGUGAGCCCACAGACACAAACGUGUUGAGGUACAUUCAGCUGACGGAGAUGAAGAUGAGUAAGAGCGGUCAGAGGGAGCGUGAGAGCGGGAAAGAGGCGCUUGGUUAA
Chanos chanos (milkfish) is the source of this 753-nucleotide messenger RNA. RefSeq names its product tetratricopeptide repeat domain 9B (gene ttc9b). The coding region runs from base 1 to 753 and encodes 250 amino acids. Gene Ontology annotation, molecular function: protein binding. The record is from RefSeq and is a predicted model, not a curated record. NCBI's taxonomy places the organism in Eukaryota, Metazoa, Chordata, Actinopteri, Gonorynchiformes, Chanidae. The transcript is spliced from 3 exons.